Molecule: messenger RNA, 1736 nt
Organism: Hipposideros armiger (great roundleaf bat)
Lineage: Eukaryota; Metazoa; Chordata; Mammalia; Chiroptera; Hipposideridae
Gene: GARIN2
Product: golgi associated RAB2 interactor family member 2
Exons: 8
Coding region: 458-1654 (398 amino acids)
Cellular component (GO): nucleus
Source: RefSeq, a predicted model, not a curated record
AGGACUCGGUCAUCUAAGGAGAGGGCACUGCCCAGCUGCUGAUUCUGAGAGUGGAAAAAAGAAGUCUAGAGCCAGUUGCUGUUGCGAGGGUGACACUGACAGAAACAAAAAGUAAACAGGAAGGAACACAAGACCCUUCUUCCCUCCCUCUGCUUUCAAAGCUCCCUGUAGCCUAAUGCAACCUACUGUUGAACCUAACAGGAAAGUCGGCUGGCAAAAGAAAUGAAGUUUGCAGAGUUCCAGCCCCGGCACCACAGUGCGGAAUGCCAUGGGUGAUUUGAAGCUGAGAGAGAAUCACUUGCCAAGUGACGAGGGAAGGGCUCUCUAAACAGACUUCAUCAUGAAAAGGAGGAAGCCCAAACUAACGUGAGUUUAAAACAUUGUCUCCAAGAGAGGAUCGUGACUUGGCCCUGAAUUGAGGUAAGAAACAGUUUUCUGACGUCUGUGUGUAAGUACAAUGAGGAAGACAGACAGGAAGCCUUCCAGGAGGAUCAGUGAGCAAGCUGCUGUCUGCGUCCCACCCUCCCACAGUCCAGGAGAUCUUCAAACUAUGUUGGAUGGGGGAGAGUAUGCCCCUUUUGUAUCUCUUCCCAUGUUAGAGAGCAAUUUUAUCCAGGUCAACAGGAGAGGUGAAUCCAUUUAUCUCCAUAACCGAGCCAACUGGGUGACUGUAGGCAUUUGCUCUUCCGGUCACACCCACAAGACCCCCAACGUGAUGCUGCUGGCGCAUCUGACACCUGCUGCCCCAAAAGAUACAGAACUCCUGUUUAAAAGUCUCCUGACCUCUUCUUCUCCAGAGAAAUUGGUGCUCACCAGGUUUCUCCCUCUGCAAUUUGUGACUCUUUCUGUGCAUGAUGCUGAGAAUUUGCGCCUCAAGGUAAAGCUGGUGAGUGGCCGAUCCUACUACCUACAGCUCUGUGCCCCUGCAUGCAAACAGGACACGUUAUUUUCUCAAUGGGUAGAAUGCAUCUCCCUCUUGAAUCAGGAGAAAGCCAAAGCUUCCAAAAUGUCGAAAAUCUCAAGCCUCUCGGAAAUCACAAAUAGCACGGACAUCACAGGCUCCGGGGACAUCAUGGAUAUCGCCAUGUUCACCGCUGUGCAGACCCCACAGGUGCACGCUGACCCCAUACAUGCCAUAGAAAGCAUUGAUUUCUCAGAAUUAACAGACAUCACCGAUAUCACCGACGUCACAGAUGUCCCAGAAAAUGAGGCCACGGAGGCCCCGGACAUAAACAUUUUCACAGAAGUCACAGAAGUCACAGAUCUCUAUGAUGUCAAAAAUACCUCUAUGAUGUCGGGGGUCAGAAUGGUGUUUGAAAAUGAUGACAUACUAAGGGCCAAGCAAGAGGAAAAGGAAAAAAUGGAAAACAUUCUGAAGCCUGGGUGUCUACAAGAUACGAAAAGCAAGAGUGAGUUAAAAGAAUGCUCAAAACAUGUCGCCAUUUCAAACAUAACACUAACUUUCGAAGGUGAAAGAUGUUUUCAGACUACCUUGACUCCAGAAGAAAGUGAGACAAAUACAUUCAAAGAGAUCAGUGACAGAACCUCUGAAAUAAGUACAACUGAUUUUAAAAGCACGGCUCUGAUGGCGGAAGAAUCCAGGAGCCCGAGGACUGUUUCAGGCACUUCAGAUAAACACAAACCACUAAACUGAAAAGCAAGCACAGCUCAAGAAAUAACAACCAACACAAGGGAAAAACAAAGCAGCAUCUCCCAUGUGGCAGAAAUAAAGUCGA